This is a messenger RNA of Ambispora gerdemannii, 966 nucleotides long. NCBI's taxonomy places the organism in Eukaryota, Fungi, Glomeromycota, Glomeromycetes, Archaeosporales, Ambisporaceae. The record is from the annotation of a GenBank genome assembly.
AUGUCAUACACGAGCAAGAGUAUUCUAAAGAGGCUAACAAUACUCACAUGCUCGUCCGGCUCGUUUUCUAGUUCGCUAUUAUUCAGACGCGGCGGGAUAUGUGCAAAAUCCUCAUCAAUACCGUCUAUACUGACUUCUCGGGACUCUCAUAUUAGUCAGCUACAUACCCACAGAAACUGUCUGUGUUGUAAUUCGCAGACAAGAGGAGCAGGUGGUGGUGGCGCUCAUCUGAUAAAAUUUUUCGGCGGAAAAAAUAGCAACGAUUGUAAUUAUAGUAAUGUCAACCACAACACUAGCAGCUACUUUAAUGGCGGAGAUAUUGUUAGAAGAAUGUACAGUAAUGGUACAGCGGAAAAGGACAACAUGGAAGGUUUUGAUGGAUGGUUAAACGGUGGUGAGGCAGAAGCGGUGGAAGAGAAAGAAGUGGAUGAGCGUAUCGCGGUUGAGACUGGUACACCGGAAGGUGUUGAUACUAAACACGGGGGUGGGAUUGAUCCGAGAGAUAAACAGAUUGCAGAGCUGAAGAAUCAUUACCUUCGAUCUCUCGCCGACCAAGAAAAUCUUCGGGAACGUACACGACGAGAAGUAGAACACACUGCACAAUUCGCAAUACAAAAAUUCGCACGUGAUUUACUAAACACCGCCGACAUACUAAACCUAGCUCUGAGCUCGGUUCCAAAAGAAGCACUAGAAAACGCGGCAAAAGAAAACCCGCACCUCCAUAAUCUGUACACGGGGGUCAAAAUGACCGAACAAGAUCUCUUAAAGACACUUAAAAAUUACGGGGUCGAACAGAUCAAUCCGCUAGACGAGAAGUUUGAUCCGAAUGUGCAUGAGGCGAUGUUCCAAGCCCCAGUAGAGGGUAAAGAAGAGGGAACGGUGUUUACAGUUCAGAAAAUUGGGUACAAGUUAAAUGGAAGGGUAAUAAGACCACCGCAGAACAUUGAGUAUUCGAUAAGAAGGUAG